Messenger RNA from Colletotrichum gloeosporioides, 2862 nucleotides. RefSeq lists its product as uncharacterized. NCBI's taxonomy places the organism in Eukaryota, Fungi, Ascomycota, Sordariomycetes, Glomerellales, Glomerellaceae. The transcript has 4 exons. Bases 1 to 2862 code for a protein of 953 amino acids. The record is from RefSeq and is a predicted model, not a curated record.
AUGGACUUCCCAUACCCUCCCCGAAGGGCCCCUUGGUUCGAUGUCGGUCAAACGCUGCAACUAUUUCCCCAUCUCAAUCCACCUGAACCUUGGGGCGGCGCCUACCCCUACCCUCCUGCCUCCGAGCUUAAGAAUAUUGCCGCCACAUACCCGCGCGGCUUCGAUCCGGCCGCGGAAGUCGACGAGGCGGCUAUCUGCAAGGUGAAGAUAAUCAAGCAUCUUCGGUUCGGCCUGGGUCGUGGUCCGCAGGUGCUGCUCUGCGAAAUCACCAAGUAUCCGCAAACCCUCGCACAGCCGCAGAUGCCGUUUCCGCGAUUCACUUCAGACCAGAAAGCCGAGAAUGAACAUCUUCUCGACUGGAUUGUUCUCAAGGUUUCUGACGGCCGCCUAUUUCCCAGCGGAAGUGUCUUUCCCCCUUGGAAUAACUGGGAGCUCGCAGACCAAUCCCACAGCCGCGACUCGUCUGCCCUGAAGUUUCUCUACCAGAAGCACUGGCAGCACCAUACCAUCAUGGGAAGUCCGUACCAUGUGCCAUCCUACUUCGGCACGUGGGUCGCUGAGAUUCCCUACAAGAACAAGGCCGGCGAGCAGAAGACCCGCUACGCUGGCGCCGUCGCCAUGGAGUUCGUUCGUGGUGUUUCCAUCAGUGAGCUCUGCAAGCGGGAGCCCCCCAAGAACCGCCAUCUCCGAUCGGACGACGCUGAAGACGAGCCUGGUCCCAACAUGGCCCGUCUCAUUCCUAGAAACGACCCAGAUCUUUUCGAAGGCCCGGAAUUCGCUGGGCAGGUGAUCGAGGUGGAGAACGAGACUUUCAGGCUGAUCGUGCUCAGGCGCAUGCUGGAUUGUGUGGUCAAGACGCUGCGUCUUGGUGCAGAGUACACCGAGAUGAGCCCCCACAACACAUUCGUGUCGGUUCUCGACGACCGCGGUGACAGAACCGUUACUCCCCGAGUUGUGUUCCUCGACUACUCCAACUUUGAAGUAUACGAGAAGACCAAGUACGCCGCAGAUCCCGAAUGGCCCGAUCAAGACCCUCUCACUGAAAAGCAAUACCCGAUCGAUCCGUUCGAGAGGUUCGCCACCGUCCAUCAGUGCACCUUUUCCGUAAACUUUUCCGGUUGUUACCCGGCUAUCUGGGACAAGUAUCCGCUCCUGUUCUACUGCUGGCUCGGGAAGACAUUUGGUGGCAUCGUGGAGGGCCCUACGUACUCGAUCUUCCAGGACCGCGGCGACGAACCUACCCGCUCGUUAAGAAAGAUUGUGGCAGACCAUGGGGCUUCUCACGCUGAAGCUCCCGUGCAUUCAAAGGACGAUUUUCUGCGUUCGGUGAAGGAGCACACCGGGAUGGAUGUUUCGCAGUACAUCAACUGGAAGACCUACGAAAAUCUUGUUUGCAGGAACUGCCCAUCGUUCGACAUCGGCCAGAAGCUUGAUUUGAUACCACGAGUCAAUCCACCCGAGCCGUGGGGCUACGGCGUCUACCCCCCUCCCACUCCCUCUCAGCUAGACAACCUCGCAACACACCCCAGCGGCUUCGACCCAAACGCAGAUAUCGACAAAAAGACGACCGCCACGGUCAAAAUAAUCAAACGGCAUUCGAACACUCUCAAGCAUGGUCACCAAGUGUUGCUGUGCAAGAUGACAAAGUACCCACGAUCCCUCGCGCAGCCCCAAAUGCCGUUCCCACGCUUCGACCCUGAAACAAAGACGGACAACUCAGUUAAUUACUUCAUCCUCAAAGUUUCGGAUGGACUUCUAUUCCCCAGAGGACUUGGUGUACCUCCAUACGACAAUUGGCAGCUUGCUGAGCAUUUUCACGUUCGCGAAUCGGCGGCACUAAGGUUCCACUACGAAAAGCAUUUAGUGCGUGGCGACAUCAUGGGCCCUCCUUACCAUGUGCCUUCUUACUAUGGCACGUGGAUUGUCAAACUUCCAUAUACCGAUCAACGAGAAGGAGUUAGGAAGAUCCGAUACUUCGGCGUGAUUGCCACAGAGUACGUCCGAGGGCUCUCUAUCAAGAACCUUUGUAGUUCGUACGAUCCGGAGGAGACCAGGCUGGUCCCGAAAAGUUACAAUGUGAUACCCGAAUACGAUUCAGAUCUCGGUCCAAUGAAUCCACAAGACGAGACUUUUCGAUUAGACGUCCUCAAGCUUUGGUUGGAAGGGGUCGUCAAGUCUCUGCAUGUCGGUGUUCAAUGGUGCGAUCUGAAUCCCCAAAACAUUCUCGCAACAGUCCUUGACCUGAACGGUUCAUCGGUCCCUACUAGAGUGGUUUUUUCCGACUUUUGCCGCACCGAGAUAUACGAGAAGGCUCAACUUGCCAGAAACCCCGAAUGGCCUAGUCGACAUCCGCUAACAGAGCUGCCUAACCCGCCUCUCCCGUUCGAAAGGUUCUGUAUUGAUGCGAUUUCGCUCUUCCUAGGAUGGUAUCCGCAAAGGUGGGAAGAAAGUCCAUGGCUCUCCGAAUACUCUGUCUUCAGGACGUCCAUGAGUGACUAUGACCGGAGAGUUCGUGAGCUCGGGAAGAUUGUGGCGGACCUAGGGGCUGAAAGUCGAAGCUCGCAGCCUGAGGCCUCGUAUGGCGAAGAUUGCGAGAAUGCCAUUGAAGAGCUGCGAAGCCGGAAGGCAGAUGAAUGGGCUGUGCGCAACGUGGAGACGUUCGAAAACGACACGCCCCCCUCGUGCCUCGCUAUGUAUGGGCACCUGAAUGCUGGAACAUGGGGAGUGAAGUUGUUCACCUCAAAGCGCGAGAGAAGUAAGAGUGGGGAUGGCUCGGAAGAGGAGACUUCUAGCCCCAAAAGGCAGAAGCAAAGAACACAGGAUGGUUUUAGUUGCUCGGUGAACGUUAAUAGAAAGCAAUAA